Coregonus sp. 'balchen' is the source of this 12139-nucleotide messenger RNA. The record is from the annotation of a GenBank genome assembly. Lineage: Eukaryota; Metazoa; Chordata; Actinopteri; Salmoniformes; Salmonidae.
CUCUAAAGAGCCCAAACUUUCCAGUAGCUCCACCAGGGUUACUGGCACACCUCAUAAAAGAAGGAAAGAACAAAAGAAAGAAAACAAACAAACUCUUGAUUCUGACACAUUUGUUACAUAGCUAAUUAGUGUGACUUUUCUUUUUGAAUUUCUUUGCAUUUCUAGUGAAGAGGCCCCUUGGUGUGAAAAAAAAAGAGAAAAUGAUAGCUCUGCUUUGCACCGCUUUGCUUUCCCUGACCCUGGCCAGCAGUGUGCACAGUGAUACCAACAGCACUGCUUCUACACCAGUCUACACAGCAGGUAAGUGAGUGUGUGUGUGUCUGUGUGUGGGUUUGUGCGUGUGUUGGCAGGGGUGUGCGUGUGCAUGCUAUGGGGCCUCAGUAAAGUGGUACCAUAGACUAAUAUAACAGCAGGGUCAUUGUAGUGGUUGGUAAUGGAACCCUCUCUGGGGUGCCAUACACAGUCUGGCUCACUGACUCACUGUUUACGGCUGGCCACUGGCUGAGCAUAAAUCAGCGUGUCACUCACAAUGGCUUGCUUCCACACAUCACAAACUAACGGUUUUACACUGCAUAUGGACCAAACUACUAUUUUUAGAAUAGAAAUGUGUCACUGUUUUCAUUGUAGCUCAAGUUCUAGUUCAGAAUUGUUCAAAAUGGUUUACAGAGACUGUAGCUAAUUGAUUAUUAUGUCUACAAUUGGACCACUUGGUCUUUUUUGUUUCUUUACAAUGUGUUUAUUAGGAUGGAGUGAGAAGUGGAAAAUUGGAGGGGAACAUUUUCAGAUUGCACCUGCUCAAGCUACAUAAUUGAGUUUAACUUAAAAUAGCAUCUGUGGCCUACACCAAAUAAUGGGGGAUAUCUAACUGACAAAUGCACUAGUCCAAUACCACUGAGAAACACAUGGUUCUAGCUCAAACCAGAGUCUCAAUGUACAAAGUGAAGAGUAUAUGAAUGAAUUUUUCCAGUCCUGUAGGCUGACUCAGGGGAUUUGAGUUCCAGCAUGUGUUAGCUCUAUCACGGCAGAGAGAGAAAUCCUAGCAAUAAGCAAAAUGCACUUCCUCAGAGUCUGUAGAUGAGAUGCUGCUGUUCUGUCUGUCUCUGUAAAUGUUUGUUCUACUCCUGCAGCCUGAUGAUGUCAGAAGUGUGUGUGUGUGUGCGUGCGUGUGUGUGUAGACCCAUGAUUUCAGAGCCUUGGCUCUGGCCGGCACCCAGCCCUACUCUAUACAGUAGCUCUUUAUACUAACCAUAUGGAGAAGACGUCUUAAUUUACACUUAUGCCAGGGGCGUUGCCUGCUCCACAGACUCAGCAGUACAUGCAUUCUGACAGGAACGAAGUUAAGAUUAACAGCCACAGCCAAAUCCAUAGAGCCCUGUGCUGAACACUCUCCAAAUGACUCUCCCUUUCCAACUGGCGUUGCAAGCUCCAUGCUCUACCAACUGAGCUACAGGGGACUUGGUGUAAUAACGCAAAUCUGUGAAAAUAAUAAAUUUUCUGUAACAGUGAACAUGCAACAUUUGGGAAGGACAAUCGAUUGUGAGAUAUGGCAUAUUCAUUUGAUGUGGGAAAAAUAAAAUAAAAAGUGAUACAUUUGGGUCUCGGUUCACAAUUUGACCUUUUUUGGGGAUCUCUGCCAAGCAAGGAGGAAACAGCAGCUCAGCUUACUGCUCAUGCAACAACACAUGCACAAGAGAACUCCUCAUAAACACAACGCUGUCACUGGCAGCUUUCAAAAUACAUCAGACUUUAGCACAUCAACCAACACAACACACCUUUUACUAUAGGCCUAUUGUCAGAAGCAUAAUCAGACCUCAGUAGUAGCCUAGUUUAAUUUCUCUCUUUCAAUGCCUUUCUCUGGAAACCAAGCAGAAAUGCUGUGAGCUAAAAAUGGCAUUGUAGCCACAAAAAUACAUUAGACGAUAAUUGUCAAACAGAUCAGAAACACUACUGCUCACAACCUUUACCUCCUAAAUGGUGUCGCUGGUGUGUUCUGUUAGAAUUUUGGAAUAUAAUGCGCAAUAGGCUAUAAGGUUUUUUACCUGGCCCGAGUCCAUCCAUAUACUGUGCGUGACACAACACACAUAACUUUUAAUGCGCUCGAGAAAUACUGAAGCAAAGUUUCACCCACCUUUUAGAUAAGAACAUGUCUGCCUACCUUUCUGUCAUGUCAACCAUCCAUCCAAAUCAAAUAAUUCCAUGUGUCCAUCUGUUUUUUUUUUGUCUUCAUAAACGUUCACUCACGUAGCCUAUAGGCUACGUGAGUGAAUGUUUAUGUUAGGGAUCAUCAACUAGAUUCAGCCGCGGGCCGAUUUUAUUUUGCUGAGCAGAUGGUCAGGGGGCUGAAACAUAAUUACAAAUCAUUUGUAGACUGCAAAUUGACCGCAAGAAGCCCAAACAGAUACAAUAUUUGACUCAAACAUAAUAAUUCCAAACCUUGCUUACAUUUGUAUGCGAUCACGUGUCUUUCUAUUAUCCGUGGGGAUACUUGGGAAAAUAUUUCCAAUAUUAAAAUCAUUUGGAGGUGAUUUCCUGGUGUUUUUACAGUCUUUCAUGUUCAACAAUAAAUAAAUAAAUAAUUUAUUUUUUUGCUCAGAAAACUUGGGGGCGAAAUAAAACCACCCGUGGGCCAAAUUCGUCCGCCAGUUGGGGAACGCUGUUAUAUGGGGUAAUCCAAUGAGCAACAUUGCAGCUGUAGCUUGCCAGUAAUAAUCAUUCAUCACGUAUACUAUACAGCAUAUAAUCAAUACACAACUUUCAAGAAGUAGGGUAUUUCAUGCAGAAAAUUAUAACUACUUGCUAUUUUAUAAAAUUAUCACAUUCUCUGUCUCGCUCAUAUAAAUACAUUUGGCCCUGGCUGUCACGUCUCCUCCCGUUGCUCCCCUCCGGCGCUCUGAUUCGCCGAUCUACUGAGCAACCGGUCUGAGCGCACCUCCUCGGCAACACCGGAAUGGAAACCCAACGCACCCUAAUCACCUCCAGCGCACCUGCACCUCAUCAUCUCAUCACCACCCCUAUUUAGCCCUGGACUGUUCUGUAUUGUCUUGUGUGUGAUUGUUUAGUGUUGUGUCGUUUACGCUCUCUUUUGUUAUUCUCGUUCUCAUUAUUAAGUAAACCUUGACCUUGUUUAUUCCUGCGUCUGCUUCCUGCCUCUUCGUAUCAGUACUCGUCACACUGGCUUGCAAACGAAAUCUCUUGCAUAAUUUUGUAAAUUAUUGUCAUUAGUCUACCGAUUUCAAAAUGUAAAUGUAGGCCUAAUAAUAGCGUAUUUGAUUCAACCCCUCAAAAAAUGUGGCGUGACCAUGAAUCGCAUUUCGAUAGAUGCACGCAUCAGUAUGCUAUUAUAGCCAAUCUGCAGUGGGGAAAUUAUUUUACAAGGAUAUAUUUUAAGUCAGCUGAUUACUGUAGAAAAGUUACAAUCUAAUGAAACAUUUGUUACAUAAUUUAGCUCAUGUGUCAUCCUAUGAAGUGGACAUUAUGAUGCACAUUCAACACUAAUUAGGCGAUCCCUCUCAUUUUAGUAGCUAUAGGUAUAUUGCCGUAAUGAUCUGAUGACACCAUAAAACAAGGGAUGUAGAGUCAAUAGCCUACGACAACCUAAAGUGAUGGACAAUGUUGAUUGACAGGUGGAAUGAUGUCCAGUGGGAUUGCAAUGUAAAAGUGGGAGGUAGGAUCAGGUUGGCUCCCUAUUUCCUUGGUUGGUAGAGACUUCAGAAAAUAUGAAAUUGUUACCUGCGACCCAAAUGUAUCACAUAAAAAUUUAUAUGUCAUAUCUCACAAUCGAUUGGGUUUACCGAAUUCAGUAUGUUCGCUGUAACAGAACGUUAAUCUGUGUGUGUUUAAGAGAGUUGACGUGUGUAUGUGUGUGCGUGCAUGCAUGCGUGUUCACGCGUUUGUGCGUGUGCUUGUACAUGCAUGCGUGUGUAUGUGUAUGAGAGUGAGUGAAAGUGUUUUGGGCACGUGCCAGGGGUGUGUGUGUAGGUGUGUGCCUUGGUCACAGCUGUGCCUGUUAACUCCAUCUUCUUAUUGAUUCAGACUAGCUGUGCAGAGCUGUAGGAUGUUGUAAAGGAUAGCAUGUCUAGCAGGCCUGGGUUGGUGUGGUUUUCUACUCAAUGAGACACAUGUAGUUACAGCUGUGUAACAUACUCUCUCUCUGUAUACAUACUGAUUUAGGCUUAUAGGCUAAUUAGUGACUAAUCAACUUGCUCGGUUGCUCCUUCAACAUCUCAGACCACAAUCAAGUUAAUAUAAGUUUAGGAUAACAUUAUUAAAUGCCUGUAGAUGCAGAACAUACAGUAUAUGCCGCAUGGCAACGUUGGACAAUUAUGAUGUUACUGUUAAUUUAUUCCAUUAUGAUGUUACUGUUAAUUUAUUGCCUACGUUGCUACACUCUCAAAGACACAGCUGUUUCCAAUAACUCAGUACUGUAAGCUUUUACGGAGUGAGAGAGAAUUGUGUUUAGUUAUUCUCUGCUCUCUUUCAUUUUAACCCCACCCUUAACAUAAUAUGUGGGGGGGAAAUGGUUGGUAAUGGUUUAAUGAGCCGUUUGUAUACGUUACAUCUGACAAUUAGGGGUAACCCUUGACCCCACAGAAAUAGCCUUGUAUAAAUAAGCUAAGGCUUGAUAUAAAAAAUACUUGGCUGUUUGCCAAGUGGUUAAAUACACAUGCCAGGCUGCCACUUUAUGAUUGCAGUGUAUAUUACUUGGGGCCACAUACUCUCAAGGGCAAUAUAUCUCCACUGGUAACUGAGGUAGCAGGGGUAGGGGUAACAGAGCAGUCUUAUACUCAUGUCUCUACUGAAAUUAGGCAUUUUUGUGUGCAAGUGUUCACCAAUAUAUCUUUACAAAGUCAUUCUUUGUUCACCAAUAUAUCUUUACAAUGUCAUUCUUUGUAUAGUAUUUUGUGCAGGAUCUGUCUGUUCUUCAUGUUUCAGAUGCAUGUUGUCAGUAUUUGUGCUGUAUGGGGUCUCCUUGUACAGGUUUUUUUUUUGUUUACGUUCAACCGCAUAGUGUUUCCUGUUAGCUAUGAGAUCUCUUAUUUUUACCAUGUACACCCAAUCCCCAGCCUCAUAUGUUCAGGGAUUAUAAACCUCAGCCAGAACAAUGUUUCUAUAAAUCAGACAAACAAGGUCUUUAUUAUUUUGCCUCGUAUCUGCUGAAUAAGAAUCAGAAACGUUUAGGGAUAAAUCCUGGCCGAUUGGCGUUGACGUCAUCAUGCGCGCCCGGUUUGAUGAGGAGUGACUGUGUCAUUCUGGGCUUUCAGUUUCCAAUCAAACUUCAGUCAACGGCUUCCCAAGUCCAGAAUUUAUGAGGCUGAGAGAAGCUGUGAGUCAUAAGCCAGUGACAGAGGGGGAACUCAUACAAAGACACUUGGCUUCUUCAAGAAACUCUCCACGCCCCAUUAAUUAUUUUUGCCUCUUAAACCCUUUGGCGUGCAUCUGGUGCGCCUGCCUGCCUGGAUGGAGGUGAGGUGUCUGGGUGGGUAUGGAGGGGAGGGGUGGUGGUGAGUGAGUUGCAGCCCUGAGGAAAGGAAGGAAAUGAAAGAGCGUUUGGAGUUAGGGAUAUAGGGUGACAUUACAUUUGUCAGGCAGCACAGCUUCUGUUCAUUAAACCCCUCUGCAGGAUAGCGUGCGACUGAUAAAGUAUAGGCCACUCUAUUAAGCCCAGCCACGUGUCGACUAUUUGCUCUGUGUGCAUGGGAGAAUGGGGUUAUGGGGUUUAGAGAGGUUGGGUGAAAAACAGGGGUGGAGGAAGUUGGGGUGGGGGGAGAGAUGAUCGGAGCAGAAGGCUGCUAACCUGGAGCGCCUGGUAGUGAUUCCUGCACCGGUAUUGGCACAUGUGGAAAAGAUUUUGCCUGUUGAAGAGACAGCAGAACCGUUUUCCAGUCAUGGCUUUGGUGUGGCUCAACGAGAACCCGACAGAGACAAGAAGAGAAAGAGAGAAAGAGACAGAGGCACCAGGAGAGACAGUCAGACACAAGGGAGGAAGGGAAAGAGGGAGAGAGAGAGGCAUACUAUUUUGUUAAGCUUAGAUACUGGCUAGGAUGACUGUGGACACUAGUUAGUAGCUUCUGACAUAAUUUGAUCACUAACCAGGUUUCCAUCCAACCUUUUUAUAUGUCGGAUAAAAAAUGUAGUGAUGGAAACAGUAUUUUUUUCCGUCAACUUUCCAAAUGUCGACAAAACAAAAUACGCUAGACAAGGUGGCAUCUUUUUGUGUCGGUAAAAUUAAUAAUGCGAGAAAUGUGGGUGGAAAUGCUUUUAUGCAUAUAUUGUUGUGAAGGGCCUGGAGGUCAGGGAGAUUGUGGGAACUCAUGUCGAGUUGUCGGGAAAGCAUGCAGUUUAGGCUACAGACAAAAUAAAUUAUCAUGAACUUCACAGGGUGGUGAAAGUGCAAGGUGAUGAGCUUGAUUAUCCUUUUCAAUAUUAUUCUGGUGACAUGAUAAUCUAUGCUUUGCUGCAGUUUGACAUAUAAAAAUAAUCUUGCUCUUUUGUCCAUAAUAAUAAUCUCAUCAUAUAGGCCAGGGGUCUCCAACAAGUCGAUCGCGAGUUACCAGUAGCUCGCAGACCACCUAUGAGUAGCUCGCCAAACAAUUAUGAACAUGGAAUUUACUUCAUGAUUUAUACUUUUACAUUUGAUACUUCAGUAUAUUUUAGCAAUUACAUUUACUUUUGAUACUUAAGUAUAUGAAAAAACCAAAUACUUUUAGACUUUUACUCAACUAGUAUUUUACUGGGUGACUUUCACUUUUACUUGAGUCAUUUUCUAUUAAGGUAUCUUGACUUUUACUCAAGUAUAACAAUUGGGUACUUUUUCCACCACUGCAUACAGUAAAUGCUUAUUUUACAGUAAAUGCUUAUUUUACAGUAAAUGCUUAUUUUACAGUAAAUGCUUAUUCUACUCUUUCCGUAGAUCAUAUAGACUAACUGUUUGUCUUUUAGCCAUGUUUGUAUAGUUAAUUGAAGUGCGAUGUGUCAGCAUUGUGUUUUUUAAACACUUUAAUUUACUACAUCAUAUAUUUAAGAAGUGGCUGAUGUGUGGUGACCAUUGGCUGCUCUGUCCAGCCCAGGGGGCUGUAUAUCCUGGGGCUCUACACACAGCUUUAUUGGUUGUGGUGAGUGGGUCAUGGGUCAAGUGCAUCCAUCAUGUCCCUGCCUGGGCUCAGUGGGCUGGAGGCCAGGGAGAUUGUGGGAACUCACGUGGAGUGACUGAUAGCAGCUACCACUCUGAACUGAAGGGUGGCCUGGUUAGGAGGGAGGCCAGGAGGGAGGCUGGGAGGGAAGGAGGGAGGGGGAGGGGAGGGAGGGAAAGAAUGAUGAUGGCCAUAACGUGAGGGAAAACGUGUCAGUUUGCAAACAAUAUAGUCACCUUUUUUUGUAAAUGCUGAAUAGCAGGAUGCCCAACUCAUGUUUUUCACAAGUCUGCUGGGGCGGGUGAAACAUAACAUUUUUAUCUCGGGGGUUAAUGUGGAAUAACGUUGCAUUUGAUAACUGCCAGAGCUGGUCGUGGUAUACAGUUUGGUGAGAGCUAGCUGCAUAUUAUUUGCUCCAGAGGCGGGAGACUGGCUGGUUCCCAAAACUGAAUCUAAUCAGGACUGAAGGGACACUUUUAUGAUAUAGCUGACUGGCCCCUACAAAGAGGGGGAGUGUGUGUGUGUGUGUGUGUGCGUGUGCGUGUGCGUGUGUGUUCAUAACACACAAUCACCAUAAAGUAUUCAAAUAAUAUGUCUACAGUGUAUAGUGUGACCCAAGUCUGUAAAAAACAAUGUGUUAACUACUGUAAGACUCGGAGAGUGAUAAGGAAACUUUGCUGGUAGUCAGUUUCACUACUGCACCCCCCCACCAAAAUACACUAUAAAGUUAAGCCUAUACAGUUAUGUCCAUUUAAACUGCCCCCCAUUCCCAUACCCAACCACUAGUGCCAGGAACAUGGCAAGAUUGCUCUGCAAAUUAUUGCUAGGGGGACAGAGCCAUGCCACAAUGGGAAAGACAUUUUGUGACAAACAAUCUGGUCUCAUAGCUAUAUUAACAUUGUUCAACUACAAGCCACAGUCAUUAUGGGUUUCAAAAGCGUAAAAUUUUAGAGGACAGAGCCUGUUUAUAGGCAAUGUUGAGAGGGGCAUUUUUCAGAGAUCUUUUACUGCUUUUUUGCUUGCCAAUCAAACACAUGCAAGGCCAUAAUUAUUGAGGGCAAUCUUGAUUCUGGUACAAUUGUAUGUCCUUGUCCAAUCAUUAAAAUCAAUGCAUUACUCACCCAAAACAUUAAAAGACGUGACACCUAAGAACUGACACCAGUAAUUAAUACAACUUUGUUAUGUAUUCUACUGUAUUAUUCUGAUGCCUUAGUACAUCUUGACUUACGCUACACCUUCUCCUGUCCUUCCCAGAGACUGAACUUGGUGAUCAGAACCGGGUGUUUGCCAGUCGCGGCUCCAACAUCACUCUACCAUGCCGGCUCCACCGCCAGCAUGGGAUGUCCUUCGGCCGCAUGGGCAUGAGGAUCAAGUGGACCAAGCUGUCUGCGGACGGGUCACUAGAGGAGGAUGUGCUGGUGUCCAUGGGGUUCCACAAGAAGAGCUACGGCAGCUUCCUGGGCCGUGUCCACCUGCUGGAGGCCGACGAUGAUGAUGCCUCACUGCUCAUCAACGACGUGUCCCUGGACGACAUGGGAAAGUUCAGUUGUGAGGUCAUUGAUGGCAUGGAUGAUGUCAUCCAUGAGGUUACCUUGGAGGUGCAAGGUAGUGUAGGCUACAGCGAUGGUAAAUCUUUAUCUUUUUACUUCCUGCCCCGGCUCAGCGAUAGCCAUCUCAUGUCAUCAUCCUGCACUUCACGUCACCCCCCUCCAUUUCAUUUUGUCUUCACUGUUGUGUCUUUAUGGUGUUGUUAUACUUUUGUUACACUGUAAAUAAGGACAGGAGGUUUUCAUGACCCUACCCAUAAACUACUGUCUGGUAGAAAUGAAUGGUUUCAAGACCAGAGCCAAGAAACAAUGGUUUCAAGCCAGAGCCUGUUUCCUUAUUUUCAACACCAUUUUAUUGAUUCAUGUGUACAUUUACAUUUACAUCAUUUGGCAGACGCUCUUAUCCAGAGCGACUUACAAAUUGGUGUAGAAAGACAAAAGACAAAAAAGAAGACAGCUUUUGUUCAUUUUUUCGUAGUUUGUGCUGAUUAUAUUCACACAGCCUUACACUGCAGUAAAUGAAAACACAUUUUCCAUUUGAACUAAUCCCACUCCGCAACUAUCCAAACAUCCUCCUUGCUCAUACUAUUUGCAUAAUCAUAAAAUGAGUCCUGUUCUUCCUUUUAAUAUGUGGUACAAAUACAACUUUUUAAAAAACAUUCUAUCCUUAAAACUGAGUCAGCCUGAAUGCGUCCAAUAAUAUUACAUGGUCAUAGUUCCCAUCUGGGUCAAGACCGCCUGAGCAGAUUUUGCUCUGGGGUAAGAGAAAAGCUAGCUUGCUAGCCAUAAUGAGAACAGGCUGGCACAACUAUCCAUUGUUAACAUUGGAACAAAGUCAUGCCCAAUGAAAAGCCUCAAUGCUGGUUGUGACAGUCCAGCAGUCAGGUACUUAGGCUACCAUGGGAUGCAGGCUUGUGUAAAAGAUGAAACUACAGAUGCUGAUGUAACAAUCUAAUAUGUUACAGGGAUUGUUUUUGCUUUACCUGCUCCUAGUUGUUUCUAAACCACAAAGGGUCAAACACCACCCUCUCUGUUAGCUAGCAAGAACAUUGCAUCUCCAAAACAGUAUGUCAACAAUCACUACAGCCAAAUGAUAGCCACCUUUCCCUCACAUAAUUUUACAUUUUAGGCAUUUAGCAGACGCUCUUAUCCAGAGCGAUUUACAGUAGUGAGUGAAUACGUUUUCAUACUGGUCCCCCAUGGGAAUCAAACCCACAACCCUGACGUUGCAAGCGCCAUGCUCUACAUGUAUAAGGGAUUACAUUUGCUGGACAAUAGAGGAGUGGACCAGCAAAGUCUGAGUCAAGGGAAUUAAUCCCAUUACAUAACCAUAAUACCUAAGGGGCUGUUUUACGGCUGUAAAAUGACAUAAGUAACCCACCCAAUGAUUGACACCAGAGGUUCCAUUUGCUGGACACAGUUGAUGAUUGUGCUUUGUAUUAUAGUGCUUUGGAGUCUUGUUCGGGCCUAACAUACUUGCUAGCUUGGCUGUUGCAGCCUAAUUAAAAUGUAAACAGCUUGUUUGGAAAAAGGAGCAGAUGUCACACCUAGCUUGCGUGAGAUGAAUCUCCCUUCCCUGCUGAGGGGCAGAAUACUACAAAAUUAGGCAGUUAGCGAAGUCUGAAGCCUCUCUGGAGGCAGCUGCUCUUUUAACACUCACCAGGAGCUGCAGGACCAAGAACAACAAUUGCUUACACUCACUAACAUAUACUAUCAGAUCGAAUGUCAGAAACCCCCAUUCCCUCAUGACUGGUCCAGUCUACACCCAAGGCCCACACACAUUCUUCAUCCUAUUUACUGGCUAGGUCUGCAAACCCACAGUAGGAUGAGUGUGUAAAACAUACAUCCAAAAUGAUCUGUAUUCAGAUGGACUGUAUUGUGUUAGAAUAAUAUUCCUCACCUACAGUAUGCUGUGAUAUACCGUGUUUUAUGUGUGUCUGUAUGUUUUAAUUUACGGUAUAAUUCAAUGAACUGUAUUUAUAUAGCAUGCAUAACUAUGCAAUGGGUUUCUAUCCACUGUGGUGAUUAAAUUAAAGACCUAAAAUAAACAUUCACGUAAGGACACAUUCAAAAUAGUAUAUGUCAUAAAAAGGAUAACAAUCUAUUCCGACUCGCUAAAAGAGUUCUCACAAUAGAAUAGUGAGUUCAGUUGGCAUUUUCCUGAGUGGGAGCUCCAUUCAGCUUAAGAGCCAAAUGAACUAUGAUAUUAACCCCAGCUCCUUGCUCAUUCCCAGGUGUGGUGUUCCCUUACUCCCCACGGCUUGGCCGAUACAACCUCAACUUCCACGAUGCUGAGCAGGCUUGCCUGGACCAGGACUCUGUGGUGGCCUCCUUCGACCAGCUCUACGAGGCCUGGAGGAGUGGCCUUGACUGGUGCAAUGCCGGUUGGCUUACCGACGGCUCUGUGCAGUACCCCAUAACCAACCCCAGAGGGGCCUGCGGAGGUGUCAACUCCGGGGCGGGCCUGAGGAACUACGGCCAGCGUGACAAGUCCAAGAGCCGUUACGACGUCUUCUGCUUCACCUCUGCCCUCAACGGUGAGUUUGUGUCUGCUUUAUGUGGUUGUUUUCCAGUAAGUCAUUGGACAUACAGUAUCUAUUAUUUUAACACAAGUAGUAGAAAUAGAUAGACAUACAUUACAGUAGGGCAGACUUCAUCAGCAUAGCUAAUUGACCUCUCUUUAAAAUGAGGCAACCCAACCAAAAUUCUCUGUUGACCUUUGGCCGUCUUCCCCUCUCUGACCUCAGGCCACUUCUACUGGCUGGUACAGCCUGACAAGCUAACGUUCAACGAGGCUGUUCAGGCGUGCCAGGAUGACGGAGCGGAGAUCGCCAAGGUGGGCCAGAUGUACGCUGCAUGGAAGCUGAACGGUUAUGACCGCUGCGACUCUGGCUGGCUGGCUGACGGCAGCGUUCGCUACCCCAUCUCCAGACCCCGCAGGAACUGCAGCCCGACAGAGGCGGCCGUGCGCUUCGUGGGAUUCCCCGACAAAAAACAAAAGCUCUUCGGUGUCUACUGCUUCAAGGGACAGCAGUGAAGAGGAAAGAGCUUAGCCAUGAGCACCAAACCCAUAUAACCACCAAAUAAAAACAACAAUGACAACAACAACACCUUUAAACAAAAGAUGCAUGUCAGGACUUAAUUUGCAUGAAGUAGCAUCAGCUCAUUAACUUACCAAAACUGUGAUAACCUUUUUUUAAUGAAUACUGUAAAAUCUCAUUUUCAUACUGCAAUGAUCCAAAACUAUUUUGUAAGCUGAAACAAGAGUUAUUCCUUAACAUUUUCAGUCAUGUAAUAUGUUGCUCAUAGAAUAUAACAAUGCAAUUUUUACUUAUAUAAAAUGUUGGUCAUAUAAUAACACAGCACUAUGGUUGAAAUGGACUGGAUGAGUUACGUAAUCUAAGGUCUAGAUUCAAUCAGAUCCGCUUUAACCAACAUCCACAUAGCGGUUGUUUUGGCGUU